AUGGUGAAAGGUAGAAUACAUGACUUAAGCUAUGCCGACGCUUUAUCUAAAAUUAUUGAUCAUCUAUUCAACCAGAGAAUCAAUGAGGUGCACAAAGAGUUCUUAUCAAAACCUUUAGAAAAAUUAAUGAUGAUUGAAGAUGAUGAAGAAUUUGGAGAAGCUUACGACAAUUUGCUUAUGGAUGAUGACUGGCUGCUUGAAGACUAUGGUGAGGAAGGUGAUGUGAUAUACCACUGUGAGAUGUUUGCUCGUCGAAAACUGUCACAAUUGGUUUCAAAAGAGCUUAAAAUGAAUUUUAAAAUGAAGUUUGAAACGGACUCACCAAUAUUGAAUGUUCCAUUAGAUUCAGUUGAUAUAAGGAGUAUCGUUCGUAAUAUUGAUGAUGAUUUAACUUUCAAACAAGUUGCAGAUGCAUCAGCAAAUUAUAAUGAGGAAGAUGAUAGUGGAGGCCUCAUAAAUAUAGUUGGUAUUUCAGUCUUCAAUGUUUAUCGUGUUGAAGUGAUGAACAUGAGACGUUGGUAUGGUCGUCAAGUUCCUGAGUAUUGA
Messenger RNA from Hansenula ciferrii, 546 nucleotides. RefSeq lists its product as uncharacterized. The record is from RefSeq and is a predicted model, not a curated record. The transcript has a single exon. The coding region runs from base 1 to 546 and encodes 181 amino acids. NCBI's taxonomy places the organism in Eukaryota, Fungi, Ascomycota, Saccharomycetes, Phaffomycetales, Wickerhamomycetaceae.